AGGGAGGUGAAACUAAAAGGUUUGUGUGGAUCGUGGGUAGGUCUGCCAUGCGAUUUAGAGUGCAGAUAGUUGAUUGGCUUUUCCUCCAAAUAGUGUGACUAUAUGUAGCCCCGCUCUGGCCUAGCAUAUUUGCAUACGAUUUGCGAUGCAAACGUACUAGGUCUAAAUGAGGCUAGACCUAGUCAUCCAAAUCGAAUGAUAGGCCUCGGCCAAUAAAAUCACCUCGCGGCUUGUGUCCAAUACGCCAUCUCUUAUCUGACGAUCAAGUUGUAGGCAAAGUAUAUGACUAGACCAAAGUUGCUAGGGUAGAUUGAUGAUAUUUAUAUUUUUCGAUCCUUCAUUCUCAAAGACUUCAGAGUUUGUUCAAGAAAGGAAUUCAGUCAUCGCUAACAAGAAAUAUCAAAUACAAAAUGGGUCAACACAUGAAAAGUGGAAUUCAGUAUUAGUAAAAGUUUUCCAUGGAUGUUUUGCUUUACGAGUACUAACAUUUCUAAAAGAACAGCACGAAUCAGCAGAGCAACCAUUAUUGGUUGAUGAAGAUAAAAUCAUUAAAGAAGCUGACAGACUCUACCUGUCCCACCAGUACAGAGAAAUUUAUAAAGUCCUGUAUCCUUACAGUAGCUCAAGCAGUGAUGAGAUUCUCUGGCGACUAGCAAGGGCUACCUUUGAAGUAGGACGAGCAAGUGAUUCUGAAAAAGAUGCCAUUGUUUGGUUGGAAGAAGCUUAUGGCUAUGUAGAGAGAGCUCUUGGUCUGAAUGAAAGAAAUGGUUCUGCACACAAGUGGUGUGCUAUUUUGACAGACUAUGUUAUGAGAUACAGAAGUAUUAAGGAUAGAAUUUCAAAAUCUGUUGACGUUCGCCAUCAUUUUGAGAGAGCUUUGGAGCUCACUCCAACUGAUGCUACAGUUCACUUCCUAUUGGGACAGUGGUGUUACACUUUUGCCGACUUGACAUGGUACCAAAGAAAAGUAGCAGCUAUUGUGUUUGCAACACCACCCACCUCUACAUAUGAAGAAGCUUUAGAACAUUUUGAAAAUGCAGAAAGAUUGGAUCCAGACUUCUACAGCAUGAACCUGCUAAUGCUUGGUAAAACAUAUUUAAAACUAAACAAUAAAGAAAAAGCUAUUCAGUUCUUGAAAAGAGCCAAAGAAUAUCCACAAAGGACAGUGGAUGAUGAAAAGGCCGCUAAAGAAGCAUCAAGCUUGUUGCAAAAACUUGGAGCAACUAUCUGAGAUAACCAUUUGUGAAUUUAAACACCAAACUUUAUUACUGAUCUAUGUGAUUAGUAUAAUCAUCAUCAAAUUUAAGGAAAAACUAAUGUAAUCAGAUUAUACAAAUUUCGAUAUAAUUUUUGCUGUGCUUUCUUAUCAGUAGGAAUGCUUUUCCUGGUUAGAAAAAGUAAGGAAAGUUUGUUUUACACAUUUUAUUCAUAUAUUAUAUACUCUGAAGUUACUGUCCUUGAGAAUUUUAGUAAGAAAGAUAUUUGAUAUUAAUAAAGUUAGCUCUCUGUAUAAUUGUAUUUGUUCUUAGAAUGAUUAAACAUUUACUGAGUUAUAUAGUUGAAAAAUUUUAAUUUUUGUUUUAUUUGAAAAGUAAAAUAUUAUCUAUAUUACAGUGAUGCUUAACAUAUUAAAGAUCCUAUUAAUUUAAUAUAUCUGAAUUCUUUUUUUUUCUUUUUAUUUUCAUCUUAAAUUAUGAUGUUAUAGUAGCAGUUAAACUCACAUAUAUGCAACACACUAAGAACAAGUAUACAGUAUUUUGUGACAGUGAAAUUAUGUUAUGGGGUUUGAAAUUUGUCAUACAAAUUUUUAAAUAAUCAGAAUGCUAUAUAAAUAUAUAUAUAUAUAUAUAGAGAGAGAGAGAGAAAUAGUGCAUAAAUUGUGUUGUAAGUGUGAUUAUAUCCUCUUUUUCCUGUACAAAUAGAUACCGAAAUAAAUUAUUUAAUAACAA
Limulus polyphemus (Atlantic horseshoe crab) is the source of this 1949-nucleotide messenger RNA. Its product is annotated as regulator of microtubule dynamics protein 1-like. Bases 314 to 1231 code for a protein of 305 amino acids. Gene Ontology annotation, cellular component: cytoplasm; mitotic spindle pole; spindle microtubule. The transcript has 9 exons. Lineage: Eukaryota; Metazoa; Arthropoda; Merostomata; Xiphosura; Limulidae. The record is from RefSeq and is a predicted model, not a curated record. Gene Ontology annotation, molecular function: microtubule binding.